Molecule: messenger RNA, 852 nt
Organism: Tetrahymena thermophila SB210
Lineage: Eukaryota; Ciliophora; Oligohymenophorea; Hymenostomatida; Tetrahymenidae
Product: transmembrane protein, putative
Exons: 1
Source: RefSeq, a predicted model, not a curated record
AUGUCAACCUUUAAUCAACCUAUGUAGUUUGUACAAAGCCAAUAUGGAGGCGGUGGCUAUUACGGAAACAGCUACCAAGCAAGUUAACCAGAUAGAAACUUUUAGCAAAACAGCCCUGUCAAGAAUUCCUAAAUGGUUAGUGCUAAGCCAUAUGAGGAGGAACAAUUUAUUCCAAACGAACCACAAAGCAGAGUUACUUAUCUCAGAAAGUUGUAUCUCGCAGUAUUUUUCUAGAUUUUGGUAACCACCUUCUUCACCCACCAAGCAGAAUAUUCAGUCAAUUACCGCUCAUGGGUUUUAAACACCACUGGAUUCACCUUCGUUUUCUGUUUAAUCGUAACAAUUGUUUUGAGUUUGGGUGCAUUCUUGUAAAAAUCUUAACUUUCACGCCCAAUUGUUAACUACGUAUCCUAUAUUUUAUACACUCUUGCUUUUGGUGUUCUUUUCUCUUAUUUUGAUGCUAAAUAUUCAAGCAAUUUCCAUCAUACUUUUGUAGUAUUGGCUUAUUUAACUUUCGGCCUUUUCCUUCAUGCUUUGCUUUGUUUUGGUAUUAUCACCUUCUAAAAUGCUUCUAUAUUCAUUAUAGGAAGCGUUCUAUUAGUCACUCUUAAAAUGGAAAUCUUUACUCAAAUUGGAAUGCAAACUAUAUACGUCCUUAGCACUUUAGCAAUCCUUUUCGGUUAUUACGUCAUUUGGGAAAACGAAACUGUUAUCAGUGGAGCUAAAACAGAGUGGUCACGUGAAGAUCCAGUUGUUGGCUCUAUUGCUUUCUUCUUAAAUUUAUUUACUCUUUUCCUCCGUUUAGCCAACAUGAUUUCCAAGAUUGCUAUUGUCUCCUACACAAGAUCUUGA